AUGGCGGACCGCUACGUUGCUGCACACAAGUCACCCAAAGGACCUGGCGAUUCCCGCCCCACUGCCUUGCAAAUCAUUCAAGACGAGGGCUUGGAAGGCCAAUGGUCAGACAAGACUGCCUUCAUCACGGGCUGUUCGUCCGGCAUUGGCGUCGAGUCGGCCCGCGCUCUAUACAAAACAGGGGCAACUCUUUUCCUCACUGCGCGCAAUGUUGCUAAGGCCAAGUCUGCUCUGGGAGACGUAGCUCAAAGCCCGCGAGUAACGAUCUUGGAACUUGAUCUUGAAUCACUGGACAGUGUUCGAUCAUGUGCCAAGGACUUCCUGUCGCGCAGCAGCAAGCUGAACAUUCUCAUUUGCAACGCUGGCGUGAUGAUGCCGCCCGAGGGCCGUACAAAGGAUGGAUUCGAGACCCAGUUCGGCACCAACCACUUGAGUCACUUCUUGCUGAUCAACCUCCUUUUGCCGACAUUGAUCUCCUCCACAACUGCUCAAUUCCGCUCCCGCGUCGUCGUGUUGGCGUCCAUUGCCCACCGCUUUGGCGAGGUCAACUUUGACAACUACAACUUUGAGGGCAACUACGACGCCAUGGCGGCCUAUGCUGCCAGCAAGACCGCCAAUGUGUGGUGCGCCAACGAGAUCGAACGCCGCUUCAAGGACCAGGGCGUCCACGCCUGGAGCGUGCAGCCCGGCUCGGUCCUGACGGAUCUGACGCGGCACUUUUCCGACGAAGCCAAGGCCGGAUUUUCCAGUGACACGUACUUGGCGUCUAUUACAAAGAAUCCCGACCAGGGCGCUGCUACCAGCAUUUGGGCGGCCACGUCCAGUGCUCUAGAGGGACAGGGAGGCAAAUAUCUGGAGGACUGUCAAAUCAUUGGCAAAUGGGAUCCCAAAGUCGGCCAAUGGUCGCCUGGGUACGGCGAUCACACAUACGACGAAGCCAAGGCCCAGAAAUUGUGGGAUUUGUCUUUGAAGUUGGUCAAUCUUUAG
Messenger RNA from Pestalotiopsis fici W106-1, 987 nucleotides. RefSeq lists its product as uncharacterized. The record is from RefSeq and is a predicted model, not a curated record. Bases 1 to 987 code for a protein of 328 amino acids. The transcript has a single exon. NCBI's taxonomy places the organism in Eukaryota, Fungi, Ascomycota, Sordariomycetes, Amphisphaeriales, Sporocadaceae.